CAGAAGGCCGCCAGUCGCGCGCCCAGUGCCCUGACAGGACCGGGGCGAGCGUGAGGAGACGCAAGGCGGCGACCAAAAAAAAAAAAGGGUGGGUGGGAAAGAGAGACUUUGCGAGGCAGGGCGGGCGAUUCCCUUUAUCCCGCCAUGGGUGCCUGAGGGAAGGGAUAGAGAGAAAGAGAGAGAGGCGGCAUGGAGAACCAGGGAGCCGGCGGUGAGGAACCGCCGGGUAAGAUGAACGCUAAGCGGGGCGGUGUCGGAGGCGGCGGCUGGCGCGCCCCUGAGGAUGAGAGUAAGAACAAGCCCAAGCUGAAUCUUCAGAUAAAAACUUUGGCAGAUGAUGUGCGUGACAGAAUAACCAGUUUUAGGAAAUCGGGCGUCAAAAAGGAGAAACUUCUCAUUCAGCACCCCAUUGACUCCCAGGCUUCUAUAAAUGAAUUGCCAGUGGCUCAACCACUAUUUGAUGAACGUUCAAUGAAUUUAUCAGAAAAAGAAGUUAUGGAUUUGUUUGAAAAAAUGAUGGAAGACAUGAACCUGAAUGAAGAACGAAAAGCUCCUUUACGGAAUAAGGACUUGACCACAAAACGUGAGAUGGUUGUCCAGUACAUUUCUGCAACUGCCAAAUCUAUUAUCGGAAAUAAAGUUCCGGGAGGCCUGAAAAAUAGUAAACACGAAUGCACUCUGUCAUCUCAAGAAUAUGUCCAUGAACUGCGAUCGGGUAUCUCAGAGGAAAAACUUCUGAACUGCUUAGAGUCCCUGAGAGUCUCUCUAACGAGUAAUCCAGUCAGUUGGGUUAACAAUUUUGGACAUGAAGGGCUUGGGCUUCUGUUGGAUGUUCUUGAGAAGCUUCUGGACAAGAGACAGCAAGAAAGUAUUGACAAGAAGAAUCAGCAUAAGCUUAUACAGUGCCUCAAAGCAUUUAUGAAUAAUAAGUAUGGAUUGCAAAGAAUCCUAGGAGAUGAAAGAAGCCUUCUUUUACUUGCCAGAGCAAUUGAUCCAAAGCAACCAAAUAUGAUGACUGAAACAGUAAAAAUACUUUCUGCCAUUUGCAUUGUUGGAGAAGAAAAUGUUCUGGACAAAAUUUUGGGAGCCAUAACAAUUGCUGCUGAGAGAAAUAAUGGAGAGCGGUUCUCAAACAUUGUGGAGGGGCUUGAGAAUCACGAAGCUUUGCAGUUACAGGCAGCCUGCAUGCAGUUCAUAAAUGCCCUUGUCACUUCCCCUGAAGAUCUUGAUUUUAGGAUACACUUGAGAAAUGAAUUCCUGCGCUGUGGACUAAAGAAAAUAUUGCCAGAUCUAAAAGAGAAGGAGAAUGAAGAACUGGAUAUUCAGUUGAAAGUGUUUGAUGAAAACAAAGAAGAAGACUUAAUUGAGUUGGCCCACCGCCUCAGUGACAUCAAAGUGGAAAUGGAUGAUGUGAAUGAGGUCUACCACCUAUUAUAUAACAUGCUGAGAGAAACAGCAUCUGAAAACUACUUCCUAUCUAUUUUACAACAUUUUCUACUAAUCAGGAAUGAUUAUUAUGUUCGACCUCAAUAUUACAAGAUAAUAGAAGAAUGCAUUUCACAGAUAGUAUUGCACUGUAGUGGUAUGGAUCCUGACUUCAAGUGUAGAGGAAGGUUGGAUGUAGAUUUCACUCAACUUGUAGAUUGCUGCGUGGACAAAGCAAAAGUGGAAGAAAGUGAGCAAAAAGCUUCAGAAUUUUCCAAAAAGUUUGAUGAAGAAUUCACAGCUCGACAGGAGGCACAAGCUGAGCUUCAAAAACGGGAGGAGAAAAUCAAAGAACUUGAAACUCAAAUCCAGCAGUUACAAACCCAGGCUCCUGUGUCUUCAAGUGGCUCACCUCCUGCAGGAGUACCACCUCCGCCGCCACCGCCACCUCCUCUUCCUGGUGGUUCAAUCUCUGCAGCACCUCCUCCUCCUCCACCACCACCUCCACUUCCUGGUGGUAUUCCACCUCCACCACCUCCUUUGCCUGGAGGGUCUAUACCACCUCCACCUCCACCUAUGUUUGGUGGACCACCACCACCACCUCCUCCUUUUGGAGGGAUUCCACUGCCUUUUGGAAUGAAACAGAAGAAAAAGUACAACCCUGAAGUGUCUAUGAAGAGAAUCAACUGGGCAAAGGUUGAACCACAGGAAAUAACAGAGAAUUGUUUUUGGAUAAAAGCAAAAGAAGAAAAAUUUGAAAAUCCAGAUCUGUUUGCAAAGCUGGCUCUCACUUUUGCUACACACAUGAAAGCAGUUAAAAAGGCAGUCGAGAAUACAGAAGAAAAGAAGGUGUCUCUGCCUAAGAAAAGAGUUAAAGAGCUACGGAUAUUGGAUGGGAAGACUGCACAGAAUUUGUCAAUUUUCCUGGGAUCUUUCCGCAUGCCUUAUGAAGAAAUAAAAUAUAUUAUUCUAGAAGUGGAUGAAUUAAAACUGAGUGAAGCACUGAUUCAGAAUUUGGUAAAGAACCUCCCUGAACCAAAAGAGCUCAGUGCCUUAGCCGAGUUAAAGAAUGAGUAUGAUGAUCUCUGUGAGCCAGAACAAUUUGGAGUUGUGAUGAGCUCAGUGAAAAUGUUACGGCCUCGCCUUGAUGACAUCCUUUUCAAACUUACAUUUGAAGAGCACAUAAACAAUAUCAAGCCUGGCAUCAUGGCAGUAACAAUCGCCUGUGAGGAACUGAAGAAGAGUGAAAAUUUUAGCAGACUGUUGGAACUUGUGCUACUGAUAGGAAACUACAUGAAUUCAGGCUCAAGAAAUGCUCAGUCACUCGGCUUUAAUAUUAGCUUUCUUUGCAAGAUUAGAGAUACUAAAUCCUCUGAUCAAAAAACAACACUAUUACAUUUUCUGUCUGAAAUUUGUGAAGAGAAUUAUCGGGACAUCUUAAAAUUCCCAGAUGAACUUGAACAUGUGGAGAGCGCAAGCAAAGUUUCAGCUCAGAGUCUUAAAAGCAACCUCGAUUCCAUGGAACAUCACAUACAGCGUUUGGAAAAUGAUAUUAAGAAGUUCCCUAAAACAGAAGAUCCGCAUGAUAAAUUUGUUGAGAAGAUGAUAAGCUUUGCGAAGAGUGCUAGAGAGCAGUAUGAAAAGUUAUCUAACAUGCACAACAACAUGACCAAGUUAUAUGACAAUUUGGGGGACUACUUCUGUUUCGAUCCCAAAACUGUCAGCAUUGAGGAAUUCUUUGGAGAUAUAAGUGCAUUCCGGACACUGUUCAUGGAGGCACUGAAGGAAAAUAACAAGAGAAGAGAGAUGGAGGAGAAAAUUAAGAGAGCCAAGCUAGCAAAAGAGAAAGCAGAACGUGAGAAACUGGAGCGGCAACAGAAGAAGAAACAACUGAUUGACAUGAAUAAAGAGGGCGACGAGACAGGAGUGAUGGAUAAUCUACUUGAGGCACUGCAAUCUGGGGCAGCAUUCAGGGAUCGCAGGAAACGAACGCCAAGAACUCAGGAUAACAGACGAGUAAAUUUGGAAAGGUCACGUUCUCGUCACAAUGGAAGUAUCACAGCGGUAUGAACCCCUCCUAAUGCCAAAGAACUGGGAAGUGUUUUAUUUCCUUUAAAUGGAGACAUGGUGAAAAGAGCUAAAUGUGGAAAGAGCAACAAUGAAGCUAAAUGAAAUUCAAAUGAAUUCCAGAAAAUAACAACCAGAAAAAUAAAUAUGUAUUUUUACAAAAGUUAUUGUGCAAAAAAAAACCCCACACAACUUACUGUAUAUUAAAAAUGCAAUCCUCAAUAGAUAUAAGCAGUGUUAAAAUAUAAUGUUCCUAUCUGCUAUGUUUUUAUGCAGCUCUCAUGAAUUUUAGGGAGGGUGUGCAGUAGAUUGUUCCUAAAAGUGUGGGGAACGGUUUAUAUGAAUGGAGAUGAAUAACAUACAAAAUUGCUUUUAAAACAAGCAGCAUCAAAAGAUCUGGUCAACGAAAGAGGACAGGAGUCCAUCAGCAGUUCUUAUUUUGACAUGAAAGGAAAAAAGUAAAAUUUGCAUAUUAAUUAAUUCAGAUUGGAGCUGAUACAGCACACAUCAUAACAGACCUUUUCUUGUAAGCCUGAGAAAGCACAGUACAGCCCCCAUCAAUUUCUUUAGAAUCUUAUCUCUCAAGUUUUUAGCAUGAUGGAUUCAGCUAUUUUGGUUUCAGUUAAACUUUAUCACAAAUCUACAGCAUCAGUCGUAGAAAGAUAUAUGGUUUCUUAUCACUGCUAAAAAAAAAUUAAGAACAUAGGAUUGUACCAAAGUUAAACCAUAUCAUUUGCAGAAUAUGUUUUUGACUCUAUUUAAAGAUGUAUUUUCUAAUUAUGCACUUAUAUGAACUUUAUAUGGAUAUUUGGAGGAAAAAUUCUUACCUAUUUUGAUGGUUCCAAAACUCAUUUGCCUUUGUUAAAGCUUUCAGAAACAUAAUCUAUUAAUAUGAAGGUAAUCAGAUAUAGAUUCUCUAGAUACAGCCAAACAUAUAUAAAAGCUAUAAUAGUGCAUGUUGAGAUGAGAUGACCCAGGCAAUGAGCUAAAAUAGUUGUAGCAGGGUGGGGAAAAGAGAUAUUCUAUAUAGUGCUCCCUAGCACAUCACACAGAUACACAUGUGUAUUUGAGGCAUUUUGAUCAUACUACGUUUUGAUCAGCCCAAAAGCUGUCCUUUGAGUGUGCCACAUGUGUAGUGACGCACUGUAAAAAUUGCUCCUAACACAUUUUCUGUUUGAUCCUGUGUGCACGCACACACACACCCUGCCACACACACACAUGUACACACACUUCAGGAGGAUACGGUGUGUUUUAUAUGAUGGAAUAUUUUUUCUUUACUGCAGAUUAAAGAGACACACUCAGGUGUGCAAAAUACAACAGUGAGUUUAUAGGAGCCAUGUUGGUGGGGCACUGAGCAACUGAUGUGCAUUCUGUAUGAGGGAGGGGAGGUCAGCUGGUGCACAAAACUGUCAGGAACAAAAUCAGCCUAGACUGUGAGCUUCAGCAAGAGCCAUAAUACUCAUGGCGGCCUGAUUUUGUAGUGAAAGCUGCUUUCAUUGUCGUUUGCCACUAAAUGUCCCUCUCAAUAAAAUAUCACAAAAAGCAUACAUUGUUUUCCUAGCCGGGGAAAGGGGGUAUUAUUAACAACACUAUGCAUUCCAUUUUUACUCCAAAAGGUGAAGGGUUUUUAUCCUCAUAACAUCCACAUAUUAUGGGUUUGACAGUGUGUUUGGCUCAGGGUCACCCAGUGAACUUUGAAGCUAAACAAGGAGCUCAGACUAUGUCUUCCUCAUCUGACAUUCUAGCAACUAUACAUUCUUUUCUUUGGUUGGGACGGGGUGGCUAGAUUCAGUGUUAUAUAUACAAGGGGUAUAAUCAUUCUAUUUAAACUUUCCCACCUGCUGUACACCUGUUGCAUUUUAAAUAAGUGGUGUAUACUGGUUGGUUGGUUUUUUAAAGAAAAAUCAGUUACCCACAAGUUAUUGUACUUAACCACUAAAUAGCUUAUAUUAUAAUGGAAUUAUCAGCCACUUUUUGUCCAUGCAGUAUUUGAUUUUUUGUGUGCUAGCUGUCCAAAAGAGAAUGGAACCAGCCUGUUUAGAUAGGUAGCAGCAUAUGAGUUCAGGUUCUACAUCCUGCAGCUACUUAAGACCCACAUGUCUUGGUCAAGGCUACUCACAAGUUUGAAUUCAAGGAAAGAAAAAACCAUGCAGGCUUUACUGGCUAGGGUUUGUGGAAAUGCCAACAACAUAACAGCCACGGGUUCCCCAACCCCUGCUAGACGUCUUUCUAAGAAACACAAAUGCUUCUAGUUAAAGAACAGGCAUUCUGCUGUUACCUCCCACUCUAUUGAGAAUUGACUAGUAGGCAUGAGGCAAAAAUUUGCUUUUGUCUAAUCUACAUUUUCAAACUCAUGUCAAAAUGUGUUAAUUACAUAAAACCAAAUUGGUAAGCCACUUGGAUUGGCAAAGUGGAUAUUUUCUAAUGCACAGUAUUUUGAAACAAUGUACUGAAUCUCAGAAAAGAAGCAAUUUGCUAGAAUUUCAAAGCCAAAAUGUUAAAGUGAUUGUUAGAUCAUCUGUGAACAUACUACUACUUUUUUUACACUAACAUUAAUUAUUAUGGCAGUUGCUUUGUUGUUUUUUCUAUUUCCUGACAUGCUUCGGAGCAGCCUAGUAGCUGGCAACCGGAGAUUUUACAGAACCAAAUUCUGAUAAAGAGCAAGUCCAAAAAGAUGCAAGAUGGCCUGAUGCUUCAGUUUUACCAGCCCAGUCAUGUUAUUCCACAUUUGGAACAUGUUAUGUAAUUUAAUGGACAUGUCUCUUAAAGGGGAAAUGGGGGGGAGUUAGAAGAAGAUAUAUUGUAAAUACAGGAAGCUUGUAUCUAUAAAGUCUAAAAAGUAUUUUCUGAAUAUUAUGUUCGGUCACAGAGUCUUUUGAUAGCUUUUUAUUCUAUUUGAAAAUGCAGAUUUAAAAACAAAAAGCCUUGCUUUUGUUAUUGAUAUGAUUCCCUCUUGUCAUAUGUUUACCUGGUGACCUAGUAAAAGCGUAGUCUGGAGGUCAUAGCACCUUUUUCUGAACAGUAUUUGCCUUAUUUUCUAAUAUUAAGAGGGGGAAUUACUAAAGAUAUAUUUCCAAAUAGAUAUUCCUAGGAAACCUACUACCAAACUCCCUUGUAAGCACAGGGAGUGGAUGGGGUGACUAGGCCUCAAAUUAUUCGUGGAAAGUUAAUCACUGGAGCUUUAUGCAACCACUGAAAUACCGCUUAGGAAUCUAGCACUCAUAUACCUUUAACAUGAAAUGUAUUUAGAAUAUAGCAGGAUAUUAGCAUGCAUUUAUAUUUUAAAUUUAAUAACUAAAAACAUUGAGUUGGUUCCCAACUAGUCCUUCCAUGAACGGAAAGGAUUCUUCCAUUUGCAGCGGGAAGCGGGAUUGAGCAGCAGUAUCCCACUGAAUGAAGGGAGGGGGCAACGAGUUUCACCACUUUCACCUACAGCCUCACACAAAAUCUUCCUUGCUAUUCCAGCGGGUCCUUCAAACCCCAGUCGCAGCUUUAGAGGGCGUGGGAGUGGGGCUAGAGGAUUGGCUUAAAUGGCUUUCUGCUCUUUUGUCCCAGCACGAGUGGAACUCUGCUGAGCACACCAUUUAAUCUUUUAAGUGCUUUGCGUCUUACAUUUCUCAAAAGUCAGAAAGAUGUACAAUUCAUAUAAGCAUAACGUAUAAUAGGCUAUGCUCUCAUACAACUGCCUUUCUAUUGAUGAGGAGUGACAUCUUAAAUAUUGACAUCCUUUCAUCAUUAUACCAGUAUGAAACAAGACCACAAAAGCGCUUUUAGGCAAAGUUCCUUAUUUGAAAAUUAAACCACUAUGAAGAAUUUCUAAACAAGCCACUUUAAACGGUACAUUCUGAGCUGUAUAUGUAGACUAUGGUGAAUAAAGCUUCCUUGUUUCAACUGACCCCUAUUUACAGAGCUUAUCACAACUAUACAUAAAUGUUACAUAAUUAAAUGUUUUGCCUUUACAUCUGCAUAUAUAACUAUAUGUACUACCUCAAAAUGCAGUAUAGCUACACACAUUCCUUCCUCCCACCACAAAAUUAAGUUGUCUAAAAACAUAGGGCCAUGCUUGACUAGAUAUUUUUGUUCUGUGUUCAGAUCUCCAGGGCCCAUGAAUAGGACUGGGAUCGUAACACCAGGGAAAGGAGGUUAAACCCUUCCCCCCAUGGUGUGUGUUCCCAAUCUAAGUGUCUUUUCAAUGUAUCUUCGCAGAAAGAACAGAAAUACAGAAAAUUAAGUAAAUAAAUCACAUAUACUGCUGCUAUUUCUCCUAUUAAGGAAAACAUAAGGGUAUACACACAUUUUCCCUAAUAGGGCAAAGAGCAGCUCAGGUACUAUAGUCCUGAUCCAAUUCAUCCUCCCCCCCCAAAUGCUUUUAAGGUAAAUUAAGGGAUGGGAGGUCUAAUCAUAGAUUUCCAAUGUGUCAGAUGUUUAGGAUUACAACCUUGCUUAAAUUUUAUUUGAGCUUGCUUGAUCAUUGCUUCUUGAGACCUUCAUGUAACGAGAGAUUAGUUCAGAUGGCAUUUUUGCUCUCUUAAGUGUCACCCAGUGUGUUUUAUCUGGAACAUGCAUAAUACCUGAGCCAGGAGCUCAUGGGCUUUUGUGCUUUGCUGUCUAGAACCUUUGUGGCACAUUUUCCAGCAGCCACAGCCCACCUUCUGAUUUACUGGUUGUUCAUGAACAAGCAAUUUUACUUGGGGAUAGAUUGCCAUAGGGAACUUUUUUUAAAAAAGUUAUCAAAAUAAGCUCUUAUGGAUUAAAUUCUGUAAGAAAAUCCAUCCACUUUUAUUAAACAUUCUUGUACAGCUCUAAUUAUACAUUUAAUCUGAGUUUUGGUGGAAAUGUGUAGGCACCCUUUUGAGGAAGAAAAAAUAUGGUAAUUGCAGGUAAUUUCAAUAACACUAUUAAACAGUGGUGAGUGGCCCUCACUGGGAUGGGCAGGGUAGAAGGCAAGGAGAACAUCAAUAGCUGGAGGUGGUGUCAAUAGUAGGCAGUCAGCUAAUUCUAGUUUUGUCCCCAUUGUCCUCCCUGCUGAAUUAUACCAGGCCAACUACUACCAGACAUGCUGCAAGUAGGAAGGCUGACAGCCGAAUGAGGUUGGUGGGUAAUGCCCCAUUUGCCCUAAUGUACCAUCUGCCAGUGCUUUUAGGGUAGAACUCAUCCUCUGGUCAGAUGCCCAACCAUUCUGUAGUGCAACUCUUGCCUUGCUUCCAUUCAUUCCAUUCCUGAUAUUAUGAGUAGGCACAGAGAGCAAAAGUGUCAGGCCAUAAGCCACUUUAGGGUGAGGCAUGCAGGAAGGCCCAUAGUGUAGGUUCAUAGGAGCAUAUUCAAACAGGUCGUGUUAAGGCCUUUGCCCUACAAAAUGCUAUUAAUUGUUUUUAUACAGUCCAGCAGAGGAAGGAAGCCUAAACUUCCUACAUUCACCCUACAUGAAGUUUGGCAACUUGGCUGUUAGAACUCACAAGCUACUUAGUUAGCUGUUUUGCCUAACAAUAGAGAAAAGGUUGGUAAAUGUAGUAACCUUAUAACAGUAUGCAUGUAAGAGUUUCAGUAAUUAACGUGAGGAUAUUUUAUUAACUUCUGCUUUUAAAAAAUGCUAUAUUAAUAUCUACUUGAUUAUGGCAGAGUGAAAUCAAUUCAUAAUAGCAUGAAAGUAGUCCCUUUGUGGCAUUCCUUCACCAUGUCUGAACAAGGUUGGAGAACAACAACAAAGUACUCACAGCAGUGAUUCCAAUACCUUAAAUAAUGAAAUGUCUAGUGUAUUGACACUUCUGUUUAACAAAAGAAACUGUCCUUGCUUCCCAUGUGCCAUAGUGUAUUCAAAAAAGAGAAAGGAUAAAAAGAUUUUAUAGAGUCAAAUAAAUACAUAGCAUGAAAUAGCCCCUUUUAUAACAUACUGCAGGUGCUUGUAAAAGUGAAAACAAAACUUUACAACUCUAUCUCCACUGUUAUCCUCCUUCCCUUUGCAGCUCUGGAAGUGAGACACUUAGCUGCAUAUAGAGGAAAUCACUCCACAUUGCCCAGUACACGAAUCACCAAUACCAUUUAUAAUAGCAGUCCACCCAUGAAUGCCUCACUUGAUUGUAUGGAAGCAAAGUGUGUUGAGAUAGGUAGUCCUUCAUAUGGAAUAUAUGUAUCAGUCGUGCAUAUGUAUAGGCAGAUGUAUUAAUUACACUACUACUGUGCCCAUAAAGGCAGCAAAUCACACAGUGUUCCCCAGGUCUGUUCCUUCUUUUGCCCAAAAGAUGUGGAUGGCCAGUGAUUUCUGGAAUUAACCUCACUUUAAGGCAAAAAAAGGGGGGGGCAACAUGCUGGGCCAUCCACCACUGUAGAAAGCAAAGAAAGGUUGUAUUUGGGAGCUUCAUGUAACUGCGCCUGCCACUUCCAUGUCUUAUUUAAAUAGGGCUGCCUAAACAUUGCAUGGGUGUCUGGAAACACAUUUAGUCUUCUGAGAUAGUUGAUGUUCCCCAGAUCUAAGUAAAUACUCUUUGUAAGCAAAAACUAUUUCCACUAAAACUUCUUCAGAGAUACCAUAAAACACAACAAUUCUCUCUAACCUAGUUAUCUAAAUUCCAACUUCCCGUCAAGAUGUUGUAAUUUACCAUCUAGUACAAAUUGCCAUCAAUUAUUUGAGUGCAGGUUAGCACAUAAUUCUGAGUUGGAUGAUAGCAUUUAAAUUGAUAGAUAUCAAAAGUACAUUGCAAAUGUCAUGCACUAAGAUGUUGAAAACCUUUGUGUAUAAUACCAACGUUUCCCUAUUUGCAAAUUAAAAAUAGUUUUGGUGAUUUCAGAUUUGGUCAUCAACAGAUCCUAACUUCUUUGUUGUUGUUGUUGUUUUUUAAAAAAAACCUUGUUUUUGCUUUGCAAUACUUUGUGCAGUUGCUUAUGUUUAUUUAAUACCUCUUAAACAUCAUCACUUUGAAGUACCUCUGUGCUAUGAAGUUUUGGUUUGGGGAGUGGGUGGGGUAGGGUGGGUUAAUCCUUUUUACUCUGAAGUGUCAAAUAUAUUUGUUUAAAAUGGACAGGGCAAAUGUAUUCUGUAAUGGCUAAUUUUGAGGAAAAAUACUCAGAGAUUAUAUUCUUUUUAAACUGUCAACACCUUGUGAUACAAGUUUAAAAUGUAACAAUAUAAUGCAGUCAUUGAGCACAUUAAAACAUGUCUGUGUUUUAUUUCAAAGACAGUAAAUUUCAUUAAAGAAUUUGUGAUAAGCAUAAGACCUUAAAUUAGAGAGUCACUUUUUCCUAGUUUCAAAUAAUUUACAGCACUUAAAUGAAUGAAUGAAUGAAUGAAUGAAACUAGUCUAAUAACUCAAUGGGAACCAUUUUCGUCAGUACCUGCACAAAUAUUGAGCCCAGUUUGAGGGAAACGAGACUGAGAGAUAAAAACUUUUAACUCUGAAGAGUGGGAAAUAUGUCCCAGUUGUGCAGCAGACAAGCUAUUACUGCAAACUCUUUGUUAGCUACCCGCCCCUGCCUAGACUCACCCAUUUAUUCCCAUAAACAUUUAUUUUUACAGGCCCAAUCAGAGAUAAAGAAGCCGUUUGAAGUUCACCACAUUGAAAACGCCAACAUUCCCUGCACCCCCGCCCCGGUUGAGACUUUUUUUUUAAAAAAAAGAGGACCAUAAAACCUGUUUGGGGAAAGUGUGCAAUUUUUAAAGCCUUCAGCUGGUACUAGAUUGUCAA
Messenger RNA from Zootoca vivipara (common lizard), 11171 nucleotides. NCBI's taxonomy places the organism in Eukaryota, Metazoa, Chordata, Lepidosauria, Squamata, Lacertidae. The record is from RefSeq and is a predicted model, not a curated record.